Messenger RNA from Anguilla rostrata (American eel), 4311 nucleotides. RefSeq names its product HMG box domain containing 3 (gene hmgxb3). NCBI's taxonomy places the organism in Eukaryota, Metazoa, Chordata, Actinopteri, Anguilliformes, Anguillidae. The record is from RefSeq and is a predicted model, not a curated record.
CAUUCUACCAACGGAUUGGCUUUCUGCCUUAGCAACGGAGCGCCAUCUUGAAUGACGGUCAGGAUGGGAAAGAAGUCCGAAAGAAGGCCCUCUUAUGGAGGAUACGGAAGUCCAUGAACAGUAUUUUAAUGUAAUAUUUUACUAUUUUGGAAGGAUAUUAACGAUGCAAGACGACUCGAGAGUGAAAUCGACUUGACCGAGAGGGAUUCAUAAAUGCCCGAACCGCAAUAGAGGCUACCGGGAGCAAUGGAGGCCGUGUACGAGGACACGGAGGUGAAGAUCAUCACGGAGGAGGUGGAGAGCUGCUACACGCUGAUGGAGGUGUCCUCGCCCAAACGGCGCAAGAGGAGCAAGGGCCAGGGCGACAAGGCGGACAAGGAGAAAAAGCCGAGGUCUGCCUUCCUGCUGUACUACUUCGACGUUCAUCAGAGCUUGCAGCAGGAGUUUCCCAACCUGCCGCAGUCGGAGAUCAACAAGAGGAUCAGCGAGAGCUGGAGGAUGCUCAACGUCGUGGAUAAGGGCUACUACCUCGCAAAGGCUAAGCUGGAGAAAGAGGGAGUCGACCCGGAAAAGCAGCCAGCGGGAACAUCCACGGACGUCCCGGGCUUCAGAAAGAUCCUCCCACGCAGGGACUAUGUGAUCCUCCCCAAGGGGGCGGUGAUGGGGGGGGAGGGGGCCUGCAGUCAGGCCGCCUCGUGCGCCACCCCCGUGGAGGUGCUCAUCGAGGGGGCGGAGCCCCAGCUGGGCGGGUGCGUGGGCGGGGCCCAGGCGGUGUCCCAGGAGGCCGUGCUCUCGCCCAUGGAGCUGGGCAGCGAGGUGGAGCUGUCGGAGCAGUGCAUCGCCAUCGAGGGCCUGACGGACGAGACGGCGGUGGCCCUCAGCCGGUCCGGCAUCCUGCAGGAGAUCCUGUCCCAGUACUCCUCCGGCCCCGACAGGCAGGCCUCCAGCCUCCUGCUCAAGGAGAAGAUCGCCGAAGUGGCGGGGGGGGCCAACAGCGCCGUCGGCAUGGUGAUGGAGGACAGGGGCGUGGCCGGCCAGACGGUGCAGGACGGCAGCCGGGACGCGGCUCACUUGGUCACCAUCAUCCCCAACCAGGAAGUGGUGGCGGCCAAAGUGCCCCCUGCGCCCAGCUCGGUGCUCUUCGUGCCCGUGGCCCCCAGCGUGGAGCCUGAGGCCCCGCAGUCCUUUAAACUGUCAAUAAAGUACACCAGGAGGGGGCGGGGAAACUGCAGCUCCCCCGGCUGCUCCUUCUCCUACGUCACCCGCCACAAACCGCCCUUCUGCCCCAAGUGCGGGCAGCACCUGGGGGGCAAGUGGAUUCCCGUGGCGAAGAGGGGCCAGUCCAAAUCGGCGCCGUUGCCCAUCCAGCCGGAGGUGGCGUCCCGCGCCCGGUCGGGGGGCUCGGCUCCCCCCGCCGACGAGCCCAAACUCAAACUGGAGGGGAAGUACGUCCCGAACUCCAGCGCCGACGCCGACCAGGCCGCGGGACACCCCGGCGCCGCCCAGGGCUUGGUCACGCCCAAGACGGAGCAGGACGUCGCGGUCAGUCCGCCAGCAGGGGGCGACGUCAAGCCACCCGUGGCUCAGCUGCAGGCGCUCGCCAACCCCUCCCCCUCAUCCACGGCCACGCCCUCGGCCCCGCCCAAGACCCCGCCCAAGACUGUGGGGGGCAGGUCUAAGAAGCGGGAGAAGGGCGUCAAGCUCGGGCCGAAGCGUCCCGUCCGCGCCAUCCUCCCUGCUCCCGCCCACACCCUUCAGCCACGCCCGCUUCCCGCUCAAAUUCAGACAGGCGCGGUGGCGCGAGCUAGCCUGGUCCAGUGGGUGGCGCUUUCCACGGAUAAGUUCCAGUACGAGGCUCCCAAAAACAAUGUCAAAGCAGUGAAGAGCCCCGUGGGAAAGGUGGCGGGCCUCAAGCCCAGCACCCUCAAACAGCUGGGUCACACGGUCACGGUGGACCGGCCUCAGCAGGAGCAGCCGGCUCCAGUGAACAGUGGCCAGGUUGUGGUGACGGAUAAAGGGCUGAAGGUUCUGUCUGUCGUUUCUCUGAAGCAUAACCCCGGCGUGAAUCUGGACCUGGGCCUGUCCACGGCUCGAGGUCGGGGGAAGUGUAAGAACCCGGAGUGCAGCUACGUCUACAAGAACCGGCACAAGCCUCCAGAGUGCCCCUUCUGCGGCUGCCAGCUCAGCAAGAAGCGCAGCGACAAGCCCAAAGUGCUGGUGGAGGCGGCGCCCGUGCUGGGCGAGGGGCUGCUGGACCCGUACCAGCCCCUGAGCUGCGCGCAGCGGGAGACGCAGCGGCAGGCCACCCUGCAGCUGCUGCGACGCUGCGUGCAGAUCCCCGAGAGCGAGGCGGAGCUGCAGGACGCCAUGGCGCUGAUCCAGGCGCUCAACAGCACCGAGGUGGUCCUGAGCAGCAGCGGCGAGCCGGGCGCGGCCCUGGAGCAGCAGUCCGGCUGGCCCGGCUUCUACGAGAGCGCCGCCCUGCACUGCGCCCUCUGCCAGUUCCCCCUGUUCAAGGGCGGCCAGAGUUCUGUGGCUGGGCAGGAGGACUGCUGGCUUCUGACCGACUCUCACAUCCAGACGGCCACCAUCCAGUUAAAGAUCUGCCUCAACCCCCAGUGCCUGGCUCUGCACAGCUUCACAGAUAUCCAUCCAGGUCUCUUCAAUGUGGGUAACAAGCUGCUGGUGAGCCUGGACCUGCUGUUCAGGAUCCGGAACCAGAUCCGGCUGGGAAACGACCCCACCGAGGCCGCCCUCACCAUCCUCAGGGGUGUCCAGAACCAGCCCGUGCACGCGCUGAGCCCCGAGGAGCUGUGCCACAUCCAGGAGCUCCUGUGCAGCGGGUACUGGGCCUUCGAGUGCCUGACGGCGCGCGACUACAACGACAUGAUCUGCGGCGUGUGCGGCAUCGCGCCCAAGGUGGAGCUCGCCCGCCGCAACGCCGCCAACGUGCUGCGGCUGCACAACGUGGAGUUCACCUGGCCGGACUUCCAGGCGCCAGACGAGGUGAACUCGGACGACUUCUGGCUGACGAUGGAGAGCGAGGCCGUCGAGCAGGCCGCCUUCCCCUCCAGCAUCCCCAUCACCAAAUUCGACGCCUCCAUCAUCCCCUUCUUCCCCCCCCUCAUGAGGAACUCCGUGGUCAUAAACACGGAGAAGGACAAGGACGUCUCCGACGCGCCUCCCCAGGGUGACCCGGCGGUGCUGGUCCGGCUGAUCCACGAUGGCGCUCUGAAGCCGGACCAGGUGCAGGAGCACGAGGCCGAGGAGCUGAGGGAGGUCCUGGAGCGCUGUGGAGCCCCGUGCAGCCCCGACAGCACCAAGGACGAGAUGGCGGCGGCUGUCUCCGCACUGUACGCACACGUGCAGAACGGCCUGGCUGUCGGGCCCCGCCCCCCCGAUGAUGUCACCGCCGGCAAGCUGUACAAGGUCUGCCCACACCAGGUGGUGUGCGGGUCCAAGUACAUGGUGCGGCGGGAGAGCGCACGGGAUCACGUGGACCUGCUGGUGUCCUCCCGUUACUGGCCCCCGGUGUACGUGACGGACUCCCCCCACCAGGUGGCGCUGUGCGCCGACGUGCAGUACCCCGAGCUGGCCUCCCACAUGUGGGGCACGAACCAGGGCUGCUUCUCGGACCCCAUGGGCGAACCGGAGUACGUGUCGUGUGCAGAACUGCAGGAUCAGUACGGCGUGGACCUCUCGGGGUCAGAGAGCGCCCUGGUGCACCCCGUCACCAAAUCGCCGUCCCGCUGGAUCGUGCACCCGGGGGAGGGGGGCGAGGGGGACCCCGCGUCCCGGCACCACGCCCUGUCCCUGUGCCAGGAGCUGGAGCCGUACCGGGGCGUGGCCGCGGGGCCGGGGGAGGGGCGCGGGGAGGCGGACCUGCAGGCCAAGCCGCUGGCCUUCGACAACCCGGCCUACUACUACCUGUACAACCGGCUGGCGGACUUCCUGACCAGCAAGGACAUCGUCAGCCAGCAGAUCGGCGAGGUGCUGCAGGGCUGCCAGCCGGGCGAGGUGGUCAUCCGCGACGCCCUCUACCGCCUGGGCGUGGCCCAGAUCAACACGGAGGCGGAGCCUGAGGACGGGGAGGAGGCGGGGCUACCGGAGGUGGAGAUAGUAAUGUCCUGAAGCAUACACACCCCCCCCCCCCCCCCACAUCACAGUUAUCUCCGAACAGUACAACAACGCCUGUGUCACGUCUAUAUAAAUCUAUAUAAAUCAGUCUCUCUCUCUGUCUCUGGUGUUCAGAAUCAGGACGUUGAGCUGAAUUCGUUCUGCAGUCAUUUCAAAGUGCCGCAGUGCCGCACU